UUGGGUUGGGCGGCCGCUCCGCUCCGCUGUCUCCCUCAGAGGACGUGAUCAUGUCUGCGGCGUCCUGCUACCUGGGCUUCGACUUCAGCACCCAGCAGCUCAAGGUGGUCGCCGUGGACGAGGAGCUGAAGCUCGUGCAUCGGAGCCGUGUGCACUUUGACAGCGAGCUGCCCGAGUUCAGGACAAGAGACGGCGUCCAUAUUCACAGCAACCGUCUGACAGUUACCUCUCCGCCGUUGAUGUGGGUGAAGGCCCUUGACGUUGUCCUUGAAAAGAUGAAAAAGGAAGGUUUUGAGUUCUCCCGUGUGAAAGCUCUAUCUGGAUGUGGACAGCAACACGGCAGUGUGUACUGGAAGGAGGGAUCCCAGAAGCUUCUGGAAAGCCUCCAUCCAGGGAAGCCUUUGCAUGAAAUUCUGGAGGGUGCGUUCGCCGUCCCCGACAGCCCCGUAUGGAUGGACUCGAGCACCUCGGAGCAGUGUCAGAGGCUGGAGGUGGCUGUGGGGGGGGCCCAAAGACUGGCUGACAUCACGGGCUCUCGGGCCUAUGAGCGCUUCACUGGGAACCAGAUCGCCAAGAUAUACAAAACAAAUCCAGAUCAGUACAAGAAAACAGAGAGAAUUUCACUGGUGAGCAGCUUCGCUGCCUCUCUCUUCCUGGGAAAAUACGCUGAGAUUGAUUACAGUGACGGUUCAGGGAUGAACCUCAUGGACAUCUUCAUGAAGCGGUGGGCAUCGCCGUGCCUGGACUCAACAGCUCCAGAGCUGGAGGAGAAGCUCGGCGUUCCGGUGCCUUCUACAGCAGUGCAGGGUCAGGUGUCACCCUAUUACGUUGGCCGUUACGGGUUUCCAGCCGAUUGCAAAGUGGUGUCGUUCACCGGGGACAAUCCGGGGUGCGAACACGUGUGCGUUUCUUCCACAGGAUCGCUAGCGGGAAUGAGGCUUCAGGAAGGAGAUAUAGCUGUGAGUCUCGGCACCAGCGACACGGUCUUCCUGUGGAUCAAGGAGCCCAGGCCUGCAGUGGAGGGGCACAUCUUCUGCAACCCCAUUGACCCCCAGGCCUACAUGGCUUUGAUAUGCUUUAAGAAUGGCUCCCUAACCAGGCAACGGGUGCGGAACGAGUGCGCCGGGGGCUCAUGGGAUACCUUCUCCGAGGCCCUUCGCUCAACCGCGAUGGGGAACAACGGAAACAUAGGCAUCUAUUUCGAUGAGAUGGAAAUCACACCACCUACCAUUGGUGUCUACAGAUUUAACAAAGAAAAUAAAAGGGUCAAGGGAUUCUCACAUGAGGCUGAAAUCCGUGCUUUGGUGGAGGGCCAGUUCAUGGCCAAGAGGCUGCACGCCGAGAAGCUGGGCUACAAAAUCAUUCCUGGAACUCGAGUAUUGGCUACUGGUGGAGCAUCUUCCAAUAAUGAUGUUCUGCAGGUCCUUUCGGAUGUGUUUGGUGCACCAGUCUACACAAUUGACACAACCAAUUCUGCAUGCCUAGGCUGUGCCUUCAGAGCUAAGCAUGAGCUCCUCCUCCUGCGAAAGCACCACCACCCUGUAGAGGAAGCUCGAUUGGCACCUGUGACAUUUUUUUCUUUCAUUCACUGCCCAAAGCUCCUGACCACAGCAGUGGUUGCUGAAACGGGAGCGUCCUUUGCCGAAGCGAUCAGACACGCUCAAGAACCGAAGCUUGCGGUGACACCAUGUUCAAGAGCAGAGCAGAUUUAUCAACCACUGUUGAAGAGAUAUGAAGAAUUAGAGAAGAAGAUAUUGAAGGGACCAAUUCAGUGAAUGGAUUUGGUUAAUAAUUUUGUUUGUUUUUGUUUUCGUUGCAAUUCAGUGUUUUUGAACAGACAAAUGUGAAAACCACAACCAAUAAACAGGAUAUCAGGCUUAACUGUGCAUAGAUACUUGACAAAAGAAAGCUGAAAGCCAUGUAUCAAGUAAGCAUAAAAAUUCCAAAUUCCUUCUCUAUUUACUUUUUACUUGCUUUUUAGCACUUAUAUUCUGUGAUUCUGGGCAUACAACUGUAAUCACACACUGGAUUAUGAGACCUCGAUUGUCAAGAACAUGCUUUUAUGAGCAAAUAAAAUUGAUAUCGUGAAUUCAGUUCGCAAGCUUACUUCUACACUUAGGAGAAAUGUGUCAUGGGCAAAGAAAUGUGUAAAACAGUAACUGCGAUACAUUUUCAUAAUGCAGAGAAAUACUCAGUGAAUGUGGAAGCCAGUAUAUGGCCUUCUCUCUUUGUGCCUUGGCUCUCAUGACUAUGUGUAAGCCUUGCUUUAGUGCGAGAUUAUUGUACAUGUGUUUUAUCAAUUUGUUUAUAACAAACAUUGAAUAGCAUAUUAUGAUAUCUUUGAUAUCUGUGAGAAGUAGGGCUUCUCAAAACAGGCCUCCAACAGUGAAAUUCACUUCCCAAGUGUGUCAGAGUCUUUAAGCGCCUUUAAAUCCAGCUUCAGACCUAUGUGUUUAGAAUUGCCUUCAAGUAACAUGUUCGCAACCUUAAUUUUCUCUGUACUCAUUUCUUUUACUAUUAUUUUCUGUUUAUAUUGUCACAGUUUUUUAUUAUUCUGAUGUUUGUUUUAUUGUGUAAAAGACAAAAGACGUAUACAUAUUAUAACAAUAAAACAAAAAUCAAUGAGAAGGUGCUUUUAGAGAUGCUGUGUAAAAUAAAUUUUGUUAUAAUCUUUGUUCAGUUCUAGUCUUGAGAUCUGGCCACGGAAUUUCAUUGUAUUGUAUACAGUGACAAUAAAGUAUCUUAU
Molecule: messenger RNA, 2746 nt
Organism: Scleropages formosus (Asian bonytongue)
Lineage: Eukaryota; Metazoa; Chordata; Actinopteri; Osteoglossiformes; Osteoglossidae
Gene: xylb
Product: xylulokinase homolog (H. influenzae)
Exons: 20
Coding region: 51-1775 (574 amino acids)
Biological process (GO): D-xylose metabolic process; xylulose metabolic process; phosphorylation
Cellular component (GO): cytosol
Molecular function (GO): D-xylulokinase activity
Source: RefSeq, a predicted model, not a curated record